AUGAUUAUCGUAUUUGAAGAAUUUCGUUUCUGUAGUUUUGAUUUACCCGAUCCAUACAAAGCUGCGCAUGGACCAAGAUCGAGCAGUGAAGGAAGCUUACUAGUGGUCGACGGACCGACGGAAUUACAGAGUGGAGAGGUCCUGCUGCAACUAAAAGCCAGAAAUUGGUGGGAAGUGGGACAUGACAGCAAGCGCUGGAUGAGAAAUCCAGUUUCGCAUAUUUGGGGUCCCAGAGCCAGUGGAGUAUAA
Pieris macdunnoughi is the source of this 249-nucleotide messenger RNA. The record is from the annotation of a GenBank genome assembly. NCBI's taxonomy places the organism in Eukaryota, Metazoa, Arthropoda, Insecta, Lepidoptera, Pieridae.